Molecule: messenger RNA, 2211 nt
Organism: Notolabrus celidotus (New Zealand spotty)
Lineage: Eukaryota; Metazoa; Chordata; Actinopteri; Labriformes; Labridae
Gene: ndufv3
Product: NADH:ubiquinone oxidoreductase subunit V3
Exons: 4
Coding region: 75-2075 (666 amino acids)
Biological process (GO): mitochondrial ATP synthesis coupled electron transport
Cellular component (GO): mitochondrion
Source: RefSeq, a predicted model, not a curated record
AAAAACCUAUUACUGUUGUAGGAACGUUGCGUUUGUUUCUGUUUCCGGACGGAGCAUAAUACCGGUCACACGAAAUGGCGACCUCCCUGCUGCGGUUAGGGCGACUGGGUUCCCUCAAGUGUCUCCGGUUGGAGAGCUUGGGCAUCCUGAGGAGUCGCUCUGCGGCGCCAUUCUGCUCUCAGGCUGAAGAGCCCCCGAUACCAGCCGCCAAAAAGACCAAGACAGCGGCUAAGACAGCAGACACUCCAGAUGAGAGAGCAGCCUUACUAGCCUACAAGACCGCAGUUGCCUUCCCCGUUAGACUUUCAGAUCCUGGAGCUUUCUCAACACAGCCUGAACCCGUUUCCAGCCCUGCAGCAGCUGCAGGAACCAUCGCAGCUGCAGCAGCCGCAGCACCUGAAGCAGCUUCACCUGAGGCUGCUGCAGAACCUGAAGCUGCUGCUGAAACUGCAGCACCUGAAAUUGCCACAGCACCUGAGGUUGCUGCAGAACCUGAAGCUGUCGCCAGUGAACCACCUGCUGCUGAGCCUGUAGCCACAGCAGAGGCUCCUGCUCCUGAACCAGAAGUCACUGAAGUUGUAGUCGACACAGCUCCACCUGCUGCGGCUGCAGCACCAACUGCAGCCGCAGCAGAGGCUCCAGUUGCGGAGCCAGAUGUUGCUGAGGUUAUAGUCGACACAGCGCCAUCUGUAGUUGAGACAGCUGCACCCGUAGUGGAGCCUGCAGCUGUAGCAGAGGCUCAAGCUCCUGAAGCAGAGGUUGCUGAGGUCGUAGUCGAUGCAGCUCCACCUGUAGUCGAUACAGCUGCACCUGUAAUCGACGCAGCCCCCACAAUUUCUGAGCCACUUGUUGCUGCGAGCGCUGAAACCACAGCACCAGAAGACACUCCAGCUGUUGCCUCCACCUCUCAGGAUGAAGUCCCAGCCGCCUCAGCCUCCUCUGAGCCCGGUGAUGCUGCAGCCGAUACUUCAUCGUCCUCCUCAUCGUCCAGCGACUCGGACUCUGACUCAGACUCAGAUUCUGACUCCGAAGAUGAGAAGUCAGAAGCAAAGACGGCGCCCACAGUCACGUCAGAAUCCCCCGUGAAAGGAGAAGCAGAAGUCCAGGAGGUCACAGCAGUGACGGAAGAAGCUGAAGUUGUUCUCGCCUCUGCUGCUGAGGCCGUACAAGAAGCUGCUCCAGCUGCAGAGGAAGCUCAAGCCUCUGUGGAAGCCCCCAGCGCUGCCCCAGAGGAGUUGGUGGACUCUGCUCCUGAGAUCUGCACCGCUGCUGAAGACACACUAGAGAGCAGCCCAGAAGCUGCAGUGGAACCAGAAGUUAAAGAAGAAGUUGUUGUCGUUGAAGCUGCAGCUCCUGAAACCACAGAACCUGCAUCUGCUGAAGCCGCAGCUGAGCCUGCAGAGGCUGAAGCUGCCCCCUUAGAAGCUGCAGAAGAGCCCGCCUCUCCCGAGGUCGCUGCAGAAGCUGAAGCUGCUCCCGCUGAAAUGACCGCUGAGGCUGCGGCUGAAGUUUCUCCUCCUGCAGAGAGUUCAGAGGAUUUGGUGGAUCCUGCUCCUGUCAUAGCUGAAGCUGCUGCAGAGCCACUAGAAGUUGCUGAAGCUGCACCGGUAGAAGCUGCACCUGUAGAAGCUGAAGUUUCACCGCUAGAAGCUGAAGUUACACCAGUAGAAGCCAAAGCUGCACCUGAAGCUGCACCAAUAGAAGCUGCAGCAGAGCCUGUGGAGGCCGAAGCUGUGCCUGUGGAAGCCGAAGCAGCACCUGAAGCUGAAGCUGCCCCCGUAGAAGCCGCAGCUGAGGCUGUAGCUGAAGUCUGUGCCCCAGUGGAGAGCGCAGAGGAGCUGGUGGACCCGGCUCCAGUUGUAGCUGAAGCUGCAGGAGAGGAGCUGCAGGCGGAGGCCCCAGUUGAAGCGUCUGAGGAGGCUGCAGCAGCAGCGCCUCCAGAGCCCGAGGAGCCGUUUGACAACAGCACUUACAGAAACCUCCAGCACCACACCUACACCCCCUACACAUUCGCAGACCUGGACGUGGAAAUGGCCAAGUUUCGUCUGCCUCAGCCGUCCGCCGGCAGGCAGUAGAGGAGCUCUCUGCAAACAUUUAUAAAGCUUAAAUAUGACGAAGAUGAUGAUGAUGUUGUCCCUGUAUGAUCACCCCCUACCUGUCAGAUCAGCGUGAUAUCUGCUGUUAUAUUAUUAAAACACACAAAGAGAACAA